Messenger RNA from Desarmillaria tabescens, 1167 nucleotides. RefSeq lists its product as uncharacterized. The coding region runs from base 1 to 1167 and encodes 388 amino acids. NCBI's taxonomy places the organism in Eukaryota, Fungi, Basidiomycota, Agaricomycetes, Agaricales, Physalacriaceae. Gene Ontology annotation, biological process: regulation of transcription by RNA polymerase II. The record is from RefSeq and is a predicted model, not a curated record. The transcript has 5 exons. Gene Ontology annotation, cellular component: nucleus.
AUGGAUAAUGCGUCUGUCAAUGAGGUCUUUGCAACGACACUCAGCGAACUCAUACUGAAGCACUAUAAGCUCAACUUUGUUCCUGAAAAUGCGUAUAUCCAUUGUCUUGACCACGUCGUCAGCCUGGUCACCCAGGCUAUCAUGAAUAGCUUGGAUGAAGCAGAAGAUCCUGACAAAAAUGACUACUUCAGUGGAAACAAGCAGUACCCGACCCACUACGAUGAAGAUGACGACGAGGCCCUCAAGGCAUUUGAGCAAGAAUGCGAGAAGGACAUGGAUCAAUAUGAGACACUCCGCACUGAUGGUAACACCGAGUACGAAGAUGACGACAGCAUUAUGGCUCAAAUCCUUCACGAUGUCGACACCUGGAGUCCCGUCAAGAAGGCAAGCCAUUUUCUUCGUUUGAUCGUUACAAAGAUUUGUUCAUCACCUCAACGGCGCCGCAAGUUUCGAAUGAUUGCCAAAGACGUAUACAAGGAUCAGCGAGCUCCAUCAGGACACAAGCUUGCCUUUUUGAUGGCAAUACGUGAUAUAAUAACACGGUGGAACUAUACGCAUGCUAUGAUCAAGCGGGCUCUCCUGCUUCAAAAGUGGAAUAUGCUAGAGAGGCUCGGCAAAGUUCUUGAAGUUUUCACCCAGGUUACCUUACAGAUGUCGCGAUCAACAACUCCAACGCUCCCGUGGGUUCUUCCAAUGUAUGAGAUGAUGCGCCGACAUUUGUCAACGACCAAUGAUGAUCUGACUCAGCUGCCACAAAUACGAACAGCAGCACUUGUUGGCUUGAUGAAACUCGACAAAUACUAUUUCAAGGCAAAGUUCAACCAAUACAAUGUCAUAGCAACCAUGCUUCACCCACACCUUGGACUUCGCUGGUUCCGACGUCUGAAUGAUCCUGAUCGUGCGACACGCGCCAAAAUCCUCUUCGAAGCUGUUUAUAAGGAAUAUAAAGAUGCGGCCAACAAGGAGGAUCGGGCCUCAGUUCAGAAUUUGGUCCCACCACGGAAGAAGAUAUCAAGUUUCCUUAGCGAUGUGAUGAUGAACGAUGUAUCAUCAGAUUCUGAGACGGAUCCCAUAGCUUCUGCCAGUCUAGCCAGCGAGUGUGAUCGAUUCUACAUCGCUUACAAGACUAUCGACCAGGGAGAUGAGAACGAUCCACUCGCUUGGUAG